AUGUAUCUUAAAAUACAAUAUUUGGUGAUUAUAAUCUUACUGUGUAUGGGAUCGAUUACAAUGGAGCGUAAUGGAAAUGAUCUGAAGGUACUUUCUAGAAGAAAAAGAUACGUUGCAUUUCCGGAAGGUUCCAGUUUCUCUUGUGCAGGCUGCAUGACUGUCGGUGUAAUUGGACAGCCGGCGCCCGCUACCGCCCCAGGAACCUUCACCUUCGGUCUAAAUUGGGGUAUUGCUUAUGAAUUACCUAAUAACACUGAGACCGCUCUGUUUUACCGACGCAAGAAACAUGGAAAGCCAUUAGCUCAGAGAAGAAGUAGACGAGAACUGUAUGAAAAGUUAGAAAUAAUUUUGGACAAUAUGGGAUACAGCGGACGACAGUGUAUUUUAAAAACCCUUUGUGAAACUGCACAGCGAAUCGUUCCCCAUGGCGGAAAUAUGAUAGAAGAAAUUUUCAGGACUAUGUUCACGUUACCUAUGGCCAAGGUACUUCCUUCAGAGCCCUUGGAACACACUUUAUAUGACUCAGCUCAUCGCCUUGGAGUGUUAUUAGAAUCAUGUGAAAACUUCAAAUGUCCGUUAUCAUUGGUAGAUUUGGCUAAGGGGUAUUAUAAUGCACCAGCGCCGAACGUGGACACGGCCAGAAGUCCCUGGGCAUUGUUCAGCAGUAGCUUCGGAUAA
This is a messenger RNA of Nymphalis io (European peacock), 678 nucleotides long. RefSeq lists its product as uncharacterized. The coding region runs from base 1 to 678 and encodes 225 amino acids. Lineage: Eukaryota; Metazoa; Arthropoda; Insecta; Lepidoptera; Nymphalidae. The record is from RefSeq and is a predicted model, not a curated record. The transcript is spliced from 4 exons.